Molecule: messenger RNA, 997 nt
Organism: Echinops telfairi (small Madagascar hedgehog)
Lineage: Eukaryota; Metazoa; Chordata; Mammalia; Afrosoricida; Tenrecidae
Gene: SS18L2
Product: SS18 like 2
Exons: 3
Coding region: 76-309 (77 amino acids)
Biological process (GO): positive regulation of transcription by RNA polymerase II
Cellular component (GO): nucleus
Molecular function (GO): transcription coactivator activity
Source: RefSeq, a predicted model, not a curated record
CUAUCUACGGUGGGUUCCCGCGGGGCUUGGGAAUUGCGGCUGAGUGGGUUGCGUGUAGGGUCCAGGCUUCCCGGGAUGUCUGUGGCCUUUGUACCGAACUGGCUGCGGGGCAAAGCGGAAGUGAAUCAAGAGACUAUCCAGAGGCUCCUGGAGGAGAAUGACCAGCUGAUUCGCUGCAUCGUGGAGUAUCAGAACAAGGGCCGGGCCAACGAGUGCGUCCAGUACCAGCACGUGCUACACCGAAAUCUGAUUUAUUUGGCUACCAUUGCUGACGCCAGCCCAAGCAGCACUCCAAAACCACUGGAGUAGUCCUCCGUGGCUGCUGUCACCCUCCGCCUGCAGAAUGGAGAGGGGGGUGUUCCCAACUUAGCUGCUGAAAAUGGGGACGCAGCCUCUGCGACGUUUGACGAGCGAAGAAAGCUCCUGGGUUACCGUUCUCUUCAGUGCACACAUUUAAUACCGCAGAUCCCUCCGUGUUGACCUGGUGGCGGUGCCGUGGUGUAAGCCAUGUGCUGCUCACCGAAGGGUCAGACACUGAUACCCCCCAGCUGCUCCGAGGGAGAAAGAGGAGGCUGCCCACUCCUGGACAGAUGACAGUCUUGGAAACCCUGUGGGGCAGUUCCAGUCUGAGCUUCAGGGUUGCUAGGGGUCAGCGUCAUCAACUUUGGGUGGGUUGGUUCUAUGUUGAGCCAGGGUAGCCUCUGUGCUGACAUGGGGGUCCCACCCUCAAGCCUGCUGUUUUAGUGUCAGUCUGGGGGGAAAAAACAAAACCCUGCAUGGAUAACUGGACGAUCAGCAGGGAGUGGGGAGACUCCUGACUCAGACCUUGCUAAACGACCCCAUGGUCCCCUCCUGCCAGUCGGGGUGCCUGAAACCGCUCUUCAGCAUGCUUUGGCAUAAAGUCUUCUUAGCCACGGAAGACUAGUGUGGAGGUGUAAAACGUUUCAGUGUAGUAAGUGUCCCGCCCAGAAAAAAAUAAAAUAAUAGUACAGCAUGA